AUGUCAGCUCCGCAGAAACGGUCGAUCUCUGAGCGGACGGCGGAGAACGCAGCUGUACAGGUGGUGAGGACCUUCGCCACGCUCGGCGCAGUUGCUGCUGAACGCGAGCUGGUGAACGUCACGGCCAAACUCAAGGAGAACACGCAUUUGUUGUACGGCGUUAGCGCCAUCAUUGAGGACCCCAACUCGUGGGAGCUUGUGGCCGAUGUAAACAUGGUGCAGGCCUUGGUGAGGUUCGCGAAGGACGGCAACUUGCGUGGCCUUCUCCUCGGCGUGCAACCUGAUGCCGCGGCUCUGACCGUCGCCAAGCCAGCUGCCAGGGCGAGGAAGCUGCGCUCGUCGGCCAAGAGGGUGAAGCACCUUUACAUGGCGGACUACAUGGAGGCCGUGGUGCUCAAUGCCUUGCGGCGGCUCAACAAGCACGACCUGUUCAAUGCCGACCAGUCUGGCAACAUACCAGCAGCCGUCAGUAACACCGACCCCCUGAAGGUGCUGUGCUGGGCCCUCGACUGUGACCUGGAGAUGCUCUUGCCGCACACCUACCUGCAGGACCAGAAGGGCAUCUUGCUGGAUGACUUGGCCGACAUCUUCGUCAUCAGGGGCGAGUCGCGUGGGGAGAAGCUGAAGGACAUGGACCUGGCGAUGUUCACGAAGUCCGCUGGUUGGUACUCGAAGGACGAUGAGAAGAAGCUCAUUCAGUGCAGCAUCAACACCGACAAGGUCGUCAGUUUCGAUUUCGCCACGGCGUGCGAGGUGGACGACCGCUUCAGUCUGUCUGCUAACGCGUUGUGCCAGGUCGGGAACAGCACAAAGCUGCAGCUCCCGCUGAAGAGCCAGGUCGAGGACGCGGGAAUCGAAUUCAAGGUGGUGGACAACAAACCGUGGGAACUCAAGGGGAUGCCGCAUGCAACUCUCGCGCCACCAGAGUCUGGUGCGGCGUCCUGUGGCGGGAAGACGACAACGGGGGGGCAACGACAGCUGCCAAGAGGCAGAAGCUGGGCACUGCUGACGCGAUUGGCGGCGCGCUCAGGAGGCGCCUGA
Molecule: messenger RNA, 1041 nt
Organism: Prorocentrum cordatum
Lineage: Eukaryota; Dinophyceae; Prorocentrales; Prorocentraceae
Source: the annotation of a GenBank genome assembly